Juglans microcarpa x Juglans regia is the source of this 566-nucleotide messenger RNA. RefSeq lists its product as uncharacterized. Bases 93 to 566 code for a protein of 157 amino acids. NCBI's taxonomy places the organism in Eukaryota, Viridiplantae, Streptophyta, Magnoliopsida, Fagales, Juglandaceae. The transcript is spliced from 5 exons. The record is from RefSeq and is a predicted model, not a curated record.
UUUUAGCAGCGAACACCCAGCGACUUCAUUAUCUGCUGGGUCUUUCUGUCCAGAAAACCCAGAAGCUAAAAAGAAAAGAAAGAAAAAAGUUAAUGGGGUUCGUCUCUUUCUUGGGACGAGUGCUUUUCGCCUCGCUUUUCAUUCUCGCCGCCUGGAAAAUGUAUAAUGAAUUUGGUACCGAUGGUGGACCCGCUGCAAAGGAGUUGGCUAUGAAAUUUGCUGUCCUCCAGAAAAAUCUAUCCUCCAAAUUGGGAGUCAGGGUGCCUGAUGUUGAUGUUAGACAUUUAGUUGCAAUCAAUAUUUUUAUGAAAGUGAUUGGGGGCGUUAUGUUUGUAUUUUACAGCUCCUAUGCAGCUUUUCUCAUGCUCUUCAAUUUGGCGCUCACCACUCCAAUACUGUGUGAUUUCUACAAUUAUACCCCUGACGAGCCUAAUCAUCAUAUACUUUUAUAUGAAUUUUUGCAGAGCAUGGCACUUUGUGGUGCAUUGCUUUUCUUCUUGGGGAUGAAGAACUCAAUUCUGAAGAGGCAACGGAAGAAGAAGGCUCCCAAGACAAAGACAGUUUAG